Molecule: messenger RNA, 3761 nt
Organism: Anarrhichthys ocellatus (wolf-eel)
Lineage: Eukaryota; Metazoa; Chordata; Actinopteri; Perciformes; Anarhichadidae
Gene: hrasa
Product: HRas proto-oncogene, GTPase a
Exons: 6
Coding region: 338-907 (189 amino acids)
Biological process (GO): signal transduction
Cellular component (GO): membrane
Molecular function (GO): GTP binding; GTPase activity
Source: RefSeq, a predicted model, not a curated record
CUCCUCAUCCCCUCUGCUCUCUGUGGAAGCACAUUGUUCAACGCGGGCUCGUUUUUUUUUUUUACCCAGAACCAAUGAAUGCCUCGGUGCAUUGUAGCUCCUGAAAAUUGAACACUUUAAUCGGAUAUAAUAAGGUGUAGAUAUCCGAAGACGGCGGGAAGCGGACCAAGAAUAUAUUCUGUGUCCUGAUUACAGCGGAGAGGCAACAGAGUUGGAAGAUUUUUUUUUUUCUUCUUCUUCUCCGGUAGACGAAACGUCGCUCUUGUAGCUAAUUAGACCUCUGCUUGUUUGGCGUUUGUGUGGUGAGCAGCAACAGCAGCAGCAGCAGCGGCUAAAGAUGACGGAGUAUAAGCUGGUGGUGGUGGGAGCUGGAGGCGUGGGCAAGAGUGCACUCACCAUCCAGCUCAUCCAGAACCACUUUGUGGAUGAAUAUGACCCCACCAUAGAGGACUCGUACCGGAAACAGGUUGUGAUCGAUGGGGAGACCUGCCUGCUGGACAUCCUGGACACUGCAGGUCAGGAGGAGUACAGCGCCAUGAGGGAUCAGUACAUGAGGACAGGGGAGGGCUUCCUCUGUGUCUUCGCCAUCAACAACACCAAGUCUUUUGAGGACAUUCACCAGUACAGAGAACAGAUUAAACGUGUGAAGGACUCAGACGACGUUCCCAUGGUGCUUGUGGGAAACAAAUGUGACCUCCCGGCACGCACGGUGGACACAAGGCAAGCCCAGGAACUCGCCCGCUCUUACGGCAUCCCUUACAUCGAGACCUCUGCCAAAACACGACAGGGAGUAGAGGACGCCUUCUACACGCUGGUUAGAGAGAUCAGACAGCAUAAGCUGAGGAAGCUGAACCCGCCGGACGAGAGCGGUCAGGACUGUAUGAGCUGUCGCUGUGUGGUGUCGUGAUGCAGCUGACUGUUGCAUGUUGAGGAGAAAUGCUACGGCGCGUAGUGGCAGCAUGGACUUAAAGAUAGAACGUUAAAACAACUCAAUGAUGAAAUAUAAACUUUUUCAAAAAGAGGAGGAUUGAAGCAAAAGCUCUCAAGGAAACCAACCAGAGCUGACUGAACCAUAGACCUUCAUGGGAAGGAGGAUUUGGACUGUUGCCUUAACGGCUAUCUGAACUAUCGGUCCGGUCCCUUUUAUUUGGUCCACGUGUCGACCUGUGAGCAACACCACUAAUGACUCUUUGUCAACUCCAGUGUGGUCUCGCUGGAUGGCUCAACAAGUUUCCUGCUAACUUAUUGUUUUCAGUCUCAACACUGGUCUUGAAGGGGGUGUCUCUGACCCCCUCCCACCUUGAAAGCCUAAUUCCACUCCCCCUGCCUGCCCACUGGAAGGACUGACUGACUUAAAUGGAAAGGACUGGAACAUAAAUACCCCUCCCCCGACUACCUGCCUUUGGUUUCCUUCACUAUACUGGAUACAAGGGGUGGAGGCUGACAUGGGAAUGACUAUAAUUUGUUGUUUUAACUGUUAGCCUAGCUGUACAAAAUCUUUUGAUUUUUUUUUUUUUUUUUUUUUUUUUUUUUUGAUAUGAUACAUUUUGUUUGUGAUUGCAGAAUUUGAAAAGUCACAGAGCAAUAUGCGAGUAAGGGCGUUCAUCACAGGUGACACCCGGCUUGACAUUAAUCAUGACCUGCCUGGCGUAGUUGGAAUUUCUUUAUAGGAAGAUAGAUGAAUUCCCAGAAUGCAGCUGCCUUCUCUCCUUUCAAAUGUGUUUUUCUUUGCUACAGUCAAGAGUUGACUUUGUGGAAUAAUAAUAGUAAUGGCUAAUGUACGUAGGUUCUGGUGCAAUAGAUUUAUUUACUGUUCAACUCACACAACGUUUUGGGAAUGAACCACCUCUCAUUGCUACUGGUUUUACUUUGGUAGGGAAGCGGUUUGUAUCUGUCGGAGGAAAACUCUGCACUUGUACAGUCACACAAUGACAGGUUAUGGUUUGAGACAAAAAUGACAACCAGUUUUUUUUCGUUUUUUUUUUCUUCUUGCAUUUCAUUUCGGUAAGCGUAUGCUGUACAACUCUUAUUUACUACACGGGGAUAACGGCUAUUUUUUUAGAUUGCAAGAAUCACUCCUUGUUGAUAAUACGGCUCAGGAAUCAGGGUCCAGGAAAGUCUCACCAGUCCUGGCAACCCCCAGGGUUAAGGAUGUCACCAGUUAGCUUUGCAGAGUGUAACGCACAAAGUCCUGCCUCAAGAGUCCAACUUGAGUUUUUCCUCACACCAUGCGAUCCUCACAACCUGCUCCUCUUUCUCUGCCACCUCAGUUCUGCAACGGAACAAUAACCGGUCAGGUGCUACUCAUGUCAGAACCAUAUUUACUGUAUAUGUGGGACUAUUGUGUGUAAUAGGUGAUGGAUAUUGGGUGACGUGAGUACGUCGCUUUGUUAAAUUAAUACCGACUAGCUUGUGCUCUCCACAACUGCAUUAAUUUGCUGCCUAAAUGGGGAAAAAAAGACUGCUCUGGAUUUACUUAGCCUUAUCGUUUAGCUAGUUUGUACCUCAUGUAUGCAGCGAGCUCUACCCGAGACGAAUAUGUGUUCUGCUGGCUGCAUUGUUUAUGUGUGCAACUAAAAAAAUAAAAAUAAAAAAAAUGUGUGUUGACUUUAGACAUGCGCUGUAUAGAAUUUGAAAGACAAGGCAAGUCCCUGAAAACACUACACUGAUUUAAAGAAGGGGGUUUUCUGUAAUAGCAUGUGCGUCUGAAUGUGAUUCUGCUUAGCAAGACUGAAAAACAACACAGUUUAAGUAUAUAUGCCGGGUUGUCUUGCUGUCAUGUUCAUAUGAAGUUUCCUUCUCAAAACAUUGGAACAUGUGAUGAUGAUGAUGAUUACUAGAAAUUGUUACUUUAAGUCAAGGUUAUACUUGAACAAUUCAGAGAGUUGGUCAUGUAUGAUGAUGUAUAGCGCUCCAGACACUACAGGCAGGUUUUAGCAACAAGCUCCAGAUGCAAACCUCAGAGGAAUCCCAGACUUCUUCCACGAAAGAUGUCACAUGUUAUUUGGCCUUUGUCUCCUGUCGAGGGAAACAAAAUGUUUAUUUCUGACCGAAUUGAUUUUGUACAGUUAAAGGUUCCCUCAUAACAUGGCUUAAAGAUGAUAUGAUCAGUCCGGUUUAGCGUGGAUGGUUGUGAAGUUGUUUUUAAUCAGUUAAGUGUUCAUUUCUCUGCUCGGAGGAAGGAUAUGAACUGUGAAUGUGUUUUGAGUCGUUAGAUAUGUUUGAAAGAAGCCUCGUGUUUAAAAUUUACGAUAUUGUAAUAAUGCAGGAGUGGAUCCUUAGGUCCCACUUUUGACUGUGUUGUUUCUAACUUUUAUUUUUCACCCAUUGUGCUCCAAAAAAAAAAAAAAAGGGUGUGGCAUUUGUAACAUGUAAUUACAGUCCUGAUAGUAUGCUUGUCCUCUCCCUGUCAAUCUUUAAACAGUACAUCCAUGGUAAUACAUAGAAUUCCACAAAUCUUUGUAUUCAAAUUCCUGUUUCAUUAGCUACCUUCAUCAUGUUGCCACAGGCAUACUCCAGCCAGCAAACAAUAAGUAGACAUGUCAGAAGACCUAGAGAGCAUGACGGAGACUGUACGGACCAUAGGGAGAUUUGCACAAGGAUAAAGUGGGCUCAAGGGCUUGUUUCGCCCUUGCAAACUGCGGAUGGAGGUGUGGAAGGAAUUUAUGAAAAUGACAACUGUUUAGCUAUUUAAGAUGUAUUUACUCUUUGAAAAUGUGGCAAAUGUAUUGCAGGACAGGAAUAAAGAUGUCAAGAUGAAA